CUAGUCACUGCCACUGGGGCGUCCGGAUGGGCCCGUGUGGGUUUCAGAUGCGCGGGAUUUUGUCUGACAGCCCAGCUCGGCCUUCGAUCGCUCGCGAAUGUCGUCCGAAGCCGCCAGGCCUCUGAAAAUUUGGCGCCGACGGAUUGUCUCGCAGGGUGGAGCGUGGUACACGCGUAUAAAAGCGAGGACACGGGUCCCUUACCACACCUUCGCGCCACACCGCAACAAAUUUCCCUCCCCUAUCAGACAGUAUCAACCUCCCUCUGUCCUUUCACCACGAAGAUAUCUGACAUGAAGUUCACGACCCUUCUCUCGUCUGUUCUCGCCUGUGCAGCGUCCGUCUACGCAGGAGGGACGAUUGAACAGCCUGCUGCAUGGACCGCGAUAAUGCCUGGCUCCGUGUUCAACUUCUCGUACUCCAUCAACGCCGACUACUGCAAGUCGAGUUAUGGCUACUCCCUCUACCUUGUUACCGAGACUCCCGUCAACAUGACCCCUGCUCAGCAGUGGAUGAGCGGCUAUUACUUCGGCCACUACGAUGCUGAAAACUACCCUGCUGUCCCCUACCCGACGAACCCAGCACCGUCGAACUUCACGAUGCCUGACUUCGCCGACUCGCAGGGUGGCUUCGGCUCAGGCAAGCCCGCAUCCAACGCCACCUUCAACCUGAUGGUCAUGGAAGAGUGGGACGACUGCGAGGGAGCACUUGGCCGGAAGAUUGGCCUGACCACGACCCCGAUCGUGUACAAUGCGACGGAUGGCUACCAGGCGGCAAUGAACGCCGAGGCCAUCGCGCGGCGAUCCGCCUGAGAUGCUCUCCUUGCGGUUAGGACGGGAUGAGGACCCUUGCAAUUGGACUCUUCGAGGGGUUGUUUCCCUCGGGACACUUACGCUAUGCGGACAUGAUGAAAGCUUUCGUCUGUUGAACUCUGCUCCUCGAUGUGUAGCAUGAUCUGAUCUUGCUAGUUGUUGCGCUCGACCCCCCCAGCUCUCCUGUAGACAUACCUUACGGACUCUGCCUGGACUUUGCUAGUUGCCAUCGAGUCAUUGUAGCAUUUUAGUAGUUGCAGCAGGAGGUCUUCGCGGAAGGCCCGGUCGAACAGUUGUAUGAUAGGGCUCGAGCACAUCCUACAACAUCACAUGACCAGGCGGACAGCGCCGGGGCGAGACAGCGAUAGUAGCCGUGUUUGUGCGUUCAUACAUGACAAUGAUAUAAUCUUUUAUCGCA
This is a messenger RNA of Rhodofomes roseus, 1228 nucleotides long. RefSeq lists its product as uncharacterized. Bases 292 to 810 code for a protein of 172 amino acids. The transcript is spliced from 3 exons. The record is from RefSeq and is a predicted model, not a curated record. Lineage: Eukaryota; Fungi; Basidiomycota; Agaricomycetes; Polyporales; Fomitopsidaceae.